GGGGGGGCUAAAAGGUCUAGAAGGGGGAGGGGGUCUUGACAAGGUCCUGCAGGUGUAUCCGUAUGGAAGUGAAUGGGUGGAUUGGGUGGAUUGGGUGGAUGGAGAACCAGGCCAGACUCGAGACUCGAGAGUAAGUGAGAAAGGAAGUAUCCCAUGGCCCAUGGUUUGGUGCAAGUGAACCUCCUCCAUACGUUAUGGCAAUUGUCUUUCCUACCGUCUACCCUCUUUCUUUCCGUCCCAUCACUUCUCUCUUCCUGACUGGCUAGUCUUGCCAUGUUCAUGGGCUAUUCCUUACACUUUUUACUCCCACUCUACAUAUCUCUCUUUUUCUCUCUCUUUUGUCUGGGUUUCUCUCGGCCUUUCUGUCUGUCUGUCUUUUUUUUUUUUUUGUCCUCCACCCCCCUUCCGACUCUCAGUCCCUCGGACUCUCCACACCACCAUCAGCCCUCCUCCCCUCUGCUUCCUUCAUCAUAACUCUCUAUCCGGACCUCUCUCUGCCUCUUCCUCAACUAUAUUUCCCAUCACGCUCUCAUCGCGGACCCGAGUUCGUGCCAUGUACAUAGUUUAUGAGCGUACAUCCAUCAUCUGGGUACAGCCCUGUCGGUGUGUUUGAUCCUUGUCCCCGUCUUCCAAAAGCAGUCGGGAGUAGGCCGCUCCCUGGUUCAUCGGCAUCUUACUCCCACACAUCCACAUCGACGAACAGAUGUUACCUUGUCCACCACCAUAAGAACCCCCCCUGCAACUCUUGUCCUCUUGCUGAGCCAGGCCAAGCAGAUUCUCGCACACCUGCCUUCUGGCCCCAAGUUCACAGACAGGAAGAGGUUUGUAUCAGGGAAAUCCGGCUUAGCUCCAACCGACGUUCCGAACCUGACCGUGCUGACUUAUUGGUCCGUUCAUGGAUGAUGCUUCUUUUUCUACACUACUUCUUUUAUACCUCCAGGAUCCGUCUGCACCGCCCCUCGACCUGUCUUCUUUCUCGCUCUCCUUUCGCGUCCCACUUACCAAGGCCUCACUGCCCUUGAUUCUCUGCUAGUCACUCCUUUUUUCAAGCCUUGUAACCUAUAAUACUUUUUUUCCUUUUUCGAGGGGGCUGCCUCUUCGCAUCUAUAAUACCUACUCUCCGGGAGCUGGCUCUCUUCAUCCCGCCAGGAACCAGGACGGCCAGCUGCGCGCUCCAACACUCACACACAUACACACACACCUUCAGCCAUCAAAGCACCAAACGAGGUUGCCGAUUAUUGCAAACUCAUCACGCUCCUUUACUGCCUUUGAGGAUCGUACGCAUACAUACAUACAAUAUAAAUACAGAGUACCCAACACAAAGACUCUUAUUACAAAAGAUCCUCAACCGCGCUGUCUAGCUGAGGACGGGAAUCCCUACCGCCUCCAUCUAUACAUCACCCACUAGCCUCAUCGCGAGGACCCGCUGUCCUUAACGCUCAUCAUCGCCCUCCCAUCCUCGAGGGAAGAGACCGGAAAGGGAUCAAGAGAAAGCAGAAAGAGAAAGGAGCCAAGAAGGGAAAGGAAAAAUCUACGCGUCCCCUGGCCCCAACAAACAUAACCACUCACGUCGCCGUCCAUUACUCGUCCGGCCCGGAGAUUAUUUGUCUCUCUCCGCUCAGGUUGGCCACUGCGCCAGAUUCUUCCAAGUAAGUUCCUGGAAGCCCUUCUCUGUCGGCCUGCCGGAUCGCGCUCGUCGAUACGUGGGCAGUGUGGAUCCCCCUCACCCCCCGACUGCCGUCAGAUACAACUGCCACCCUUGAUGUCCCUCGUCCGAGGAUCAAUGCUAACAACCCACCGUCCCCGUUCAGCAUCAACCCGAUAAUUGAUUAACCGCACGCUCCCUUGUUCCUGUCUAAGCACCAUGGACUCUGCUCAGGCACAGCUUCGGCAACAAAUACACACACCUUCCUUCACCUUCAACCCUAACAACAAGUUCAGAAGAGACCUCCCGCCUCGUACAACGACCAUCAUCAACAUGAACGGUAAUGAUAUGCCCAUCAAACAAGAGGGCGUGGGAGCACCCGCCGGUGUAUGGACAACCCCAACGUCUCAAGGCAUGAGGCCCAGACCUGCGACCAUCCACGAAGGCUUCUCCUACAGCAUGGGCGAUGACUACGGCACCCUCCCAUCGUGGGAUUCUUCGCCACUGCCGAUGCAGCAGACUCCCAGCGACGCCAUGUCCCGCCCGGUAUCAGUUCAUCAACAAGACUUCUAUCCCGUCACCACCAUGGAGAACAACUGGCAACAAAAGCCAUGCGAAGACACUUUUGAGUUCCAUGGAUUGGACACAGAGAUGAUUGGCCAGGCAUACACUACCGAUGAAGCCAUUCCUGUGCUUGAUCUGAGGUACCAGCAACAGGACAACGAACCGUUCAACUUUGACUGCGGCCCCAACCCGCGACGCAUGUCCGGCUCGUCUUUCACCAUGUCCACGUCCGGUGCCCUCUCAGAUAUGCCUUCGUACGAAGACUUCUCAGCUGCACUGUCAGAGGCGCCAUCGUUCAGUUCAGACUACCCGCCGCCGUCUAACCGCAAUUCAUUGAUGUCGUCGACUCAAUUGUCGCCGGUUGCGUCUCCUCGGAUGACUCCCCAGAGCCGAUCUGAACUUGUUAGGACUCAAAGCCGCGGUCGUGCUUCCCCUUCGCCUCGCCCAGGCAUGCGAUCUGCUCCCUACAGCGUCGAGCGUGGAACGACAAAGAGGUGGUCGACGGGAUCGUACGGAACUCAGCAGAACAGACGUCAGACACCGUUCGUGUUUCAUCAGGGGCACGAUGCAUUUGGUGCCCACCAGCGCAUGUCUUCGAGACACUCAUCGCCGACGAUCCAGCACCAGCAGGUCCCAUUGAACUUCACCAAUCUUCAAGCCGCCCAGCAGCAUCCCUUCAUGAUGGCCGCCCCGCCGCAGUACCAGAGAAACAGCAUGAACAGUAUGCUCUUGCCGUCGCAAUUGCCCUCCAAUGGCUUCCAUCCCGACGCUCACCACUUCGAGGCCCCGCCGCCACUUCUGUCUCAUGGCCUCUUCCGCAUGCUCCAGAGCAACGCCGAUCCUCACUCGCUUCACAGCCACUACACGGAUCUGUCCGACCCGCCCGACCUGUACGCUUCACUCCACGAGGAGCAGAUCCCGCCGCCUCCCGAGGACAUGAACCCGUCUGACCCCGAUCUUGUUCCCCACGAGCAAGAGUUGCGGUUCGAGGGUGACCUUUACACACCCAGAUGGGUGAGAGGUCACGGUAACAAGCGUGAAGGAUGGUGUGGAAUCUGCAAGCCGGGUCGCUGGCUUGUACUGAAGAACUCGGCCUUCUGGUACGACAAGUCGUUCACCCACGGCAUCAGCGCCGCCACGGGCAACCCAUUCCAAGAGCCUCAAGAAACGCGACGAAUGGACGGAAACCCGGAUGUUUGGGAAGGUUUGUGCGGCAGCUGCAACGAUUGGAUUGCGCUCGUCAGCAGCAAGAAGAAGGGUACCACAUGGUUCAGGCACGCGUACAAGUGUCACACCCACCCCAAGAUCAAGGAUGCGCCAAAGCGUCGACGUGAGAGCAAUCACAACCGCAACCUUGCAGCAUCUCAGAUGGCCAAGCCAAAGGUUGAGCCUCAACAGCCGCAGCAAGCACCUCCAAUGCCGCAGCAGACUCCAAUCACGCCUCAAACUUCGUCGGCAUCCGUCACAAGCACGCCUACGCCAGCGCAGAUGCAACAGCAGCACCAGCACCAGCAUCAGGUUCAACAACACCAACACCUUCAACAGGUGCCGCCGCCCAUGCCUCAAAUGAACCAAGGGCAGAUGGGACAGAACCAAGUCCAGCAGAGGAAUGUCAUCAACCCUAUGGAAGGCAUGCCUGGCAUGAUUUGAUGCGGUUCCUUGAUCUUGAUAUGGCAGAGAAACAACACACAAACACGACUGAUACCACUUUUUUUUCUGUUUUCUCUUUUCCUUUGUCACGCAGACUUACCCCCGCCGCAGCGCGUGCCUGUGGUACACUACCGAAACGUCGUCACGAAAAACAACGAACCUUUUCCUGACCUACCUUUUUAUAGACUUGGGCAUCACGGGAUACCUUUGGAGGAUGGGACAAAAAUUUGGGGAGGGUGCUAAAGGGUGUUGGAAUCUUUUUGGACGAGUCAAGAAAAAAACAAAAGAAAAACUCCGAAACUACUUCCCCCGGAUGACAGAGAGAGAAAAGGGACAAUGUGUCAUGACGAUUUUCCAAAACAAUCUUACUACCUUUUACCUCAGCACCAUCACAAUAUCCAUCACUACAACCAUCCACGAUUUGAUCUUUUUCAUCUCCUUUUCCUUUUCUACCUCGAGUUCCGCUGCCUGACCGACGUUUCUGAAUUCAUUUGAGCACGACCACCCAUGUUUUAUGCCCCGAAAGAGGAGGAUACCAACUGUCUGGUUUCGCACGUUGGCCUUUCCAGCCACGUGUAAAGCAUGACCCCAGAGUGCAGGAUUUCUCAAUGGCCCAGCUUUCAUCACUUCAUCAAUAACCAACGGAAGAGACAUGGGAGGGGAAAUUUGGAGGGGCAAGUUUUGUUCCGUUCAGUUUGUUUGUUUCUUCUUUUUGAUUCUCUGAUUCUUGUUCAGUCCUUUCUGUUUUUUGACUCUUUUUUUUAUCUCUAUAGUUUUUCUGAACCGCCCCACCAUUCCUUUUCCCUUUUUUCUACAUGCUCUUCCACACCAACUUAAUCGUAGAUAGCUAAAUAGUGAGACCCCCAACGACUGGAUCUGCAGUCGUAGUUUUGAAUUUUUUGAGGAGGACAUACCAAUGAUAUCAAGGGGAGGAAAAGGUGGAAUAGGGAUCUGGGAAAAACCAUGACUUGGACCGGGGAAAAUGGCCGGGAUAGGAAGGAAGCGGAGGACAAUUUUCUGGCAACGGUCUUGGAGAACUGUUCUGGAGGAAGGGGGAU
Molecule: messenger RNA, 4917 nt
Organism: Colletotrichum scovillei
Lineage: Eukaryota; Fungi; Ascomycota; Sordariomycetes; Glomerellales; Glomerellaceae
Exons: 4
Coding region: 1865-3859 (664 amino acids)
Source: RefSeq, a predicted model, not a curated record